AUGUACCUGAGGAGUGUUGCCCGUGUCCCUCACCUGCACCGUGCUGGGAUCUGGCAGCACCCUCAGAGGUUAAUCCAGCGAGGUCAAUCCGGAUGGUGCCAUUACAAAGCUGUGAUCUUUGAGGCAAGCGGAGUGCUCCUCCCAUCCCCUUACAAGACCAUUGUGGACUGGGAGGCCCAGAACUGGAUUCCAGCUGGCACCAUCCAGCAAGCCAUGCUCUCUGGAGAGGAAACCAGUCCCUCCCAGAAGUAUGCAAGAGGAGAGCUGACGCCUGUGGAGUUUUUGCAGGAACUGGGACAGCAGUGCUUUGACAUUGCAAAGGUCCAUGUUCCAGUGGACUCUUUUCUCUUGGACUUAAUCAGAAAUGAGAUGAUAAAACAGCUCCCCAUAAUGGCAGAAGCAGUACAGUGUAUCCGUGCAGAAGGUCUCAAGACAGCUCUUCUUAACAACAGCUUCUGCCUGCUGGAUGGGAAGAGCUUUCUGCCCCUGGACCCAAAGCACUUUGAUGUGGUGGUUGAGCCCUGUCGGGAAGGGAUGCGCAAGCCAGAUCCUUGUAUCUACAAGCUGUGCUUGGAGCGCUUGGGUGUUCAACCCCAGGAAUCCAUCUUCCUUGACAACAGCAGCCAGAACCUAAGGGCAGCAGCUCAGCUUGGCAUUAAAACAGUGAAGGUUGAUGAUCCAGAAGCAGCUCUCAAAGAACUGGAAACCUCUCUGGGUUUUCCAUUGCAAGGGUUUGUUCCAUAUACUUGUUCAGUGAGACCAAACAUGGAAAUCCCAAAAGAUCAUCUGCAGAAGUACCUCGAAAAUGUUUUUGGUGACCGUGCCACAGGUCCACUGGUGGUACGGCAGUUUGGCCAUGGGCAGUUGGUCAGGACCUACCUAGUCAAGUUUGGAGAUCGCCUGCUGGUGCUGAAGAAGGAGCUUUCUGACAGCCUGUGUCCCUCAGCCUCUGCUGUCAGAAGGGAAUACAGCUCUCUGACUCGCCCUGGCAGGUUGCUGAAGGCACUCGCUGAGGCUGGAGUUCCUGUUCCCACUGUACUUGCUCUCUGUGAGGACAGAAGCACCCUUGGCACAGCUUUCUACCUGAUGGAGUACUGUGCUGGCUGCAUCUACAGCGACGUCUCCCUCCCCGUGCUGCAGCCCAGCCAGCGAAGGGCUGUUUAUGCUGCCAUGAGUCAGGUCCUCUCCAAGAUCCACAGCAUAGAUCUCAGAGCAGCCAAGCUGGAGGACCUUGGGCAGCAUGGUAACUACAUUCAGCAGCAAGUUGAGAGCUGGACAAAGCAGUAUCGAGCUGUGGAGACUGAUGUUAUCCCAGCCAUGGAGAGACUCAUCCAGUGGCUGCCCCUGCAUUUUCCUGAGUCUCAGAAGACAACACUUGUGCAUGGUGACUUCAGGAUGGACAACCUGGUCUUUCAUCCAGACAGGCCAGAAGUCCUUGCUGUCCUUGGCUGGAAGCUUUCAACUCUAGGAGAUCCCAUCUCUGAUUUGGCAAAUAACUGUAUGGCCUACUUCCUGCCACCUCACUUUAGUGCACUCAGAGGCUUGAGGAAGUGUGACUUGGGGCAGCUGGGAGUCCCCACAGCACAGGAGUAUUCCCAGAUGUACUGUGGCCACAUGGGAGUGGAGCACCCUGAGAACUGGAAUUUCUACCUGGCCUUUGCCUUUUUCCGACUGGCUGCAAUGCUGCAGGGACUCUGCAAACGCUCUCUGGCAGGGAGGCCAGCCCCAAGUGAAAGCUGCAAGGAGGAUAUAGAAUUCGUGGCUGACCUGGCUUGGGAGUUUGCCAUCCAAGAAGGCUUCCGCGUGUUUGACAGCCUGCCCCCCACCACAGCCCUCACACCACGCUACAGCACCUGGGCCAGGCCAGGGCCAUUCCUCAGCAGGAGCUACAGUACCUGGCCACGUCCUGGGGAAGCUCCUGUGCCCAAAGUCCCCCUGGUCACUGUCCCCACCAGCCUGCUGGGGAUGGCCCUGGGUCUCAGUUGCAAGCUGGAAAAGAUCCUGGGCAUCCGGUGGGGUUUCCUGAUUUCCAAGCCCAGAUGGGCUCCACAGCCUCUUCUAGAUCUGAAGGUCUCUGGAGCAGAGCAUCUCAGCAGUGCAGACCCCAGCCUGAUGCUUCACUCAGACCUGAGCUCCACAUCUGGCUGA
Molecule: messenger RNA, 2148 nt
Organism: Indicator indicator
Lineage: Eukaryota; Metazoa; Chordata; Aves; Piciformes; Indicatoridae
Gene: ACAD10
Product: acyl-CoA dehydrogenase family member 10
Exons: 13
Coding region: 1-2148 (715 amino acids)
Source: RefSeq, a predicted model, not a curated record